Molecule: messenger RNA, 328 nt
Organism: Dentiscutata heterogama
Lineage: Eukaryota; Fungi; Glomeromycota; Glomeromycetes; Diversisporales; Gigasporaceae
Source: the annotation of a GenBank genome assembly
AAAAGCAAAUUCACAAGUACAAAACAAACAAAUCUCAAAAAAAUCAUUUUUUAAUAAUGAUAUAUCUAUUAAUAAUAAUAUAUUUACUAUUUUGAAUAAUGAUGAAGAAGAGUUAAUUUUAUAUAACUUAUUUGAAGAUAGCUAUAUUAGCGAAGAUGAACAUUAUGAGUAUAUAUCAGAAUUUACAGUAAAAUUAUAUAUUAAUGAUCAAAAUAGAACAAUGCUUCCAGCUAAACAAUUAUUAUUUAUUGCUCAAUUAUGUAUAGAAUUUCAUAAUAAAAUACGAUUUCAAGUUCAAGAUUUAACAAAUAACUUUGAAUUAGAAUGA